AUGGCAUCGAUGGCACCAAGGACAAAACUCAGCAAGCGACAAGUCUCGGGCCACGUCGGCACGGCUAAUGAGCCCACAAAGACGUCAAAGGCCACCGCGAAAACUGUGACAUGGCAGGAGAUUUCUGAAUGGCAUUUCGACAACAAGUAUAUCGUCGGUGGCUAUCGACGAGAGAAAGCAGACUAUCUAAAGAUCCUCGCAAGCCUCACUUUCUUGCAUAAUGAGACAUGCAAUAUAUACACUCACCUGAUCGGGGCCAUCCUUCUUCCACCCAUCGCUGCCAUCUUCCUGCGUUACCUCGGCCGUCCUCAAUUUCUCAAUGUCUCGACCAUGGACUACGCUGUCUUUGGCAUCUACUUCUGGAGUGCUGAGAUCUGUUUGAUUUUAAGCACACUUUAUCACUUGAUGCUAUCCCACUCACAUCAUAUUGAACGCUUCUGGCAGGGAAUGGAUUUGCUUGGUAUUGUCAUCGUGACGGUGGGCACAUUCUUUUCUGGAAUUUACUAUGUGAUUUUCUGUGAAGCGAGCUUACAAAAGCUGCACUGGGCCAUUAUUUUCACCAUUGGUACUAUUGUCGGUACUCUAACUUCGAAUCCUUUGCUCAGAACGCCGCGUUGGCGAAAAGUGAAAGUGGGCACCUUCGUUGUUUUUGGCGCUUCAUCCUGCAUCCCCCUGCUCCAUGGUUUGCUGCGAUACGGGCUCAAAUACAUGCUCGGGUAUGCCGGAUUGAAAUGGUAUCUGAUCGAGCUUGCGUUCUAUGGCGCCGGGGUUGGACUAUACGCGUUCCGAAUCCCGGAGCGUUUGGCACCGGGUACAUUUGACAUUUGGGGGAACUCGCACCAGAUCUUUCAUGUUGCUAUUUUAUGUGCCAUGUGCACCCACACUAUCGCUCUCUUGCAAGGCUUUCAGACCAGCCACACGCUCGACGUGUGCCGACUUCAAGGGGUUAGUGGAGCUAACUGA
Exophiala oligosperma is the source of this 963-nucleotide messenger RNA. RefSeq lists its product as uncharacterized. The coding region runs from base 1 to 963 and encodes 320 amino acids. The transcript is spliced from 3 exons. Gene Ontology annotation, cellular component: membrane. The record is from RefSeq and is a predicted model, not a curated record. NCBI's taxonomy places the organism in Eukaryota, Fungi, Ascomycota, Eurotiomycetes, Chaetothyriales, Herpotrichiellaceae. Gene Ontology annotation, molecular function: signaling receptor activity.